AUGGCUUCAAUAUCAACCUCCUUUGCAAAAAAAAUCUUGAGCUAUUUCCUUCUUCUUGUAUAUGUCUCAAGAAAAACCCUAGCUACAAACCCUAAAACCAAUGGCCCCAAAGAUUCUCUAGUUAUUGGUCUUGUUCAUUCAAGAACAACCCUCCUUACCCCAAAAAAAGGCUAUAAUUUCAUUUCAAGGAAGAGAAUGAAGGCAAUGGAAAUGGAUGAUAAUGUGAUAGAGCCAUUGAGGGAAAUUAGGGAUGGUUAUUUGAUGUCCUUAACAUUAGGGACACCCCCACAAGUUAUUCAAGUCUAUAUGGACACAGGAAGUGAUCUGACAUGGGUUCCUUGUGGCAACCUCUCUUUUGAUUGUCAAGAUUGUGAGGAGUAUCAAAACAAUGUUUCAGGCCCAAAAUUGGCUGCUUUUUUGCCUACUCAUUCUUCUACUUCUAUUAGAGACACUUGUGGUAGCUCCUUUUGUAUGGAUAUUCAUAGCUCUGAUAACCCUUUUGAUCCUUGCACAAUUGCUGGUUGUUCCCUUGCUACCCUUGUGAAGGCCACUUGCCCUAGACCUUGCCCUUCAUUUGCUUAUACUUAUGGAGCAAGUGGGGUUGUAAUUGGAACUUUAACAAGAGAUGUCCUUUUAAUGCAUAUAAAUAAUAUUAAUUCUCCAAAUUCUUCCACUAAGAAAACCCCUAGGUUUUGUUUUGGAUGUGUUGGUGCAAGUUAUAGAGAGCCAAUUGGGAUUGCUGGCUUUGGUAGAGGGUUACUUUCUCUUCCUUUUCAGUUAGGGUUUUCUCAUAAGGGGUUUUCUCAUUGCUUCUUGCCUUUUAAAUUCUCAAAUAACCCUAAUUUUUCAAGCCCUUUGAUUCUUGGUAACCUUGCUGUUUCUUCAAAAGAUGAGCAUUUGCAAUUUACUCCUUUGUUGAAAAGUCCAAUUUACCCCAACUACUACUAUAUUGGGCUUGAGUCAAUCACUAUAGGAAAUGGGAAUAGUAAUUUUAGAUUUGGAGUUUCUUUCAACUUGAGAGAGAUUGAUACAAAGGGUAAUGGGGGAAUGUUGAUUGAUUCUGGUACUACUUAUACUCAUUUACCUGAACCAUUGUAUUCACAACUUAUUUCAAAUCUUGAGUCAGUGAUAAGCUAUCCAAGAGCUAAACAAGUUGAACUCAAUACUGGAUUUGAUCUUUGUUAUAAAGUUCCUUGUAAAAACAACAAUUUUUCUUUUAUUGAUGACUCUCAACUCCCUUCUAUAACAUUCCAUUUUUUGAAUAAUGUUAGUGUUGUUUUGCCCCAAGAGAACAAUUUCUAUGCCAUGGCUGCUCCAAUUAACUCCACUGUGGUUAAAUGCUUGUUGUUUCAAAGCAUGGACGGUGUGGGUGGCGAUACCGACGACGACCGAGAUGGGCCGGCGGGUAUUUUCGGAAGCUUCCAACAACAAAAUUUGGAGGUUGUUUAUGACUUGGAGAAGGAAAGAUUAGGGUUUCAACCAAUGGAUUGUGCUUAUGUUGCUGCCACUCAAGGACUACACAAGAAUGUUUGA
Messenger RNA from Benincasa hispida (wax gourd), 1533 nucleotides. Its product is annotated as Eukaryotic aspartyl protease family protein. Gene Ontology annotation, biological process: proteolysis. NCBI's taxonomy places the organism in Eukaryota, Viridiplantae, Streptophyta, Magnoliopsida, Cucurbitales, Cucurbitaceae. Gene Ontology annotation, cellular component: extracellular region. Gene Ontology annotation, molecular function: aspartic-type endopeptidase activity. The record is from RefSeq and is a predicted model, not a curated record.